UCCUGCAUGUUUCUACGUGUGCGUGCAUGUGUCUGUUAACGCACGUCAAGAUGGCAAAGUUGUGAGUAGCAGCAGCACAGUAGCAUAGUUACCGUCCUCACGCCUGCAUGUGUGACAGCUCUGCAACUACGAUCGGCGCAGUCAUCAGAGAAUAAUCCAGAUUGAGGAAAACGGUGCCCUCAUCCACUGUGAGGCACGAUGAGUCUGGCUCUUCAUGAUCUCAUGGUCUGCUGCAGGGGGCUGGAGAGUGACAAAGCUACAGAGAGGAAGAAAGUGGCGGAGCAGUUCAGACGGCUCAUCCGAACUCCAGAGACUGUGCAAGAGUUGGAUCGCUCAUCCGGACUCAAAGAUAAAGGCUCCAAGCUACUCACAUGGGAUGCUGCUUUCAGAGUCCUGCAGCGUUAUGUCCAGAAGGAGACAGAACUCGUUAAAUCACUUAAAUCCAAUGUCACAGCAACUACGAUGGCCAACCGGCAGAAGAAGAUGGCUGACGUGUGCAGCUUGAUCAAAUACUUCAUUCGCUGUGCAAAUGAACGCGGGCCUCGUCUGAAGUGCAGUGAGCUGCUGAAACAUGUGAUCGAGGUCCUGCAGAAUUCAUACAGCUCUUCAGCCUAUGGACAAGAUUACAGCAGCAUCCUAUUAAAGGACAUCUUCUCUGUCCGCAAGUACUGGUGUGACAUCACUUCACAGCAGUGGCACGAUCUUCUGGGCUUGUACUGUCACUUGUUCAACUCUUCAUCCAAGUCCAUCAACCGUGUUCUGGUGAGCAGAGUCAUCCACACGGUGGUGCAGGGCUGCUGCACGCAGACUGAAGGAUUCAACAACACCCUGUUCAGCUUCUUCUCCAAAGCACUGCUAAAUGCCAGGCAGGAGAAACACUUGUCUAUAUUGGAGCACCUCGUCUCUGCUCUCAACAUCUUCUUGAGAUCCGCGGCCAUGAACUGUCGGAUGAGGGUGUGUCACCUGGGCGAGGAGCUGCUCCCUUCCAUACUGUAUGUCUGGAUGGAUAUGAGGCCCAGUGUGGCUCUCAAAGAGGAGAUAGUGGAGUUCUUGAACCUGGAGAUGUGUGCUCACCACCCCAAAGGAGCCAAGACACAAGAUACAGGUGCUCAUGCUGAGGACUGGACCAAGUGGAGGAGUCUGCUGUACAACCUGUAUGAUGCCUUAAUCAGAGAAAUAAGUCACAUAGGCAGCAGAGGGAAGUACGUCACAGGGACCCGGCACAUCGCCGUCAAAGACAAUCUCAUCAAGCUCACAGCUGACAUCUGUCACCAGCUGUUCAGUGACGACAAUGACAACCAUGUCUUGGAGGUGACCCAAACCUCUAUCAGAGGCACCCACAUGGGCAGUCCCACAUAUGGAGCAGCCAGCAAGCGAAGGCGCAUCGAGCUGGGCUGGGACGUCAUCAGGGAUCAUCUGCAGCCUCACCAUAAUGACUUUGAUAUCAUACCAUGGUUGCAGAUCACUGCAGUGCUCGCUUCCAAGUACCCGUCCAUGGUGCCCGGCCAGGAGCUGGUCCCGCUGCUGUCAGUGUUGUACCAGCUCCUAGCCGAGCAGAAGAGGGGAGAGAGGGGGCCGUACGUGCUGCGCUGUCUGAGGGAGGUGGCCCGCUGCCAGGCUCACUACCCGGAGAGGGCCCAGGUUUACAGGCCGGAGCUGGGCAGGCUGUGGGGUCGGAUGUGGACCUUGGCACUGCGAGGGGUCAGCUCACCCCAGACAGAAGCUCUCUGCCUGGACCUGCUGAGCUCUAUCAUCCACGGUGGACUGAUCAAUAUGGACAGGGAACUCUGGAAGCUGUUCUCUGGAUCAGCAUGUAAACCGUCUCAGAGUGCAGCUCUCUGUCUAGCCCAGGCCCUGCUGAAGUGUCCGGUCCCUAAAAGUCUCAUCUCGAGCUCAAGCUGGGACUGUGUGGGGGUCACAGAGGGAUCUGCAUCCCCUAACCUAAAGGAGACGCUCAUAGCCUGGCUGCUGAUGACAGACCAGAGUGAUGAGAUGGAGGAGAGCACAAGACCACACCCCAUCAUUUGCAGAGACUUUCCACACAAUCUAAUAGCCAACAUCUUGGUCUCCCUGACUUUGAAAGACACAAGAAGUGGCCUGAAGUUUCUGCUGGGUACUGAAGAGGUAGAAAGUGCCUUCGUUCAAGAGCAAACUGCAUCCGAUGCCAAAGACGACCUGGAAGAGAUCGAGAGUCUCUACCUGCAGUUCAGCUUCAACACGCUGCUCUCAGUCAUGGCAGGGACCGACGAGUCAACCAAGAUGUCUUUAGCUGAGGGCCAGUUCGCUGCCGUCCCCGGCCUGAGGAACAAGUUGGAGCAAUCCCUGCUUUGCGUGGCUGACAACCUUCUCAACUGCUACUCUCCUGAUUCUCCGUCCACCCCUCCAGAGUGUCUGGUGCGCUGUUUCAGUCUGCUGACCGGUGUUCUGGCAGGUUAUGUCUCCACUGGGUUUCUGACUGAGGAGGAGGCCUGCCGCUCACAGCUCUUCAUGAAAGCCAAGACUCUGGCUCAGGACUUCAGCGGUUUUGUAUCUAGCGUGAAGGUGAAGAUGACAGAGGAAGGAACCAUGAGCACUCUGAGAUCCGUCAUGAAGCUCUGCACUCAGUCAGCCAGCAGGAACAACAAGGAUAAAGUUUCUCCCAUCUCCUCCAGUCUGUUCAUUAUGAUCCUGCCUGCCAGUCUCCUCAGUGAACUGGCUGAGAUCAGCAAGCUGUUGUCAAGCAGCGUUUCUAAGCGAGUCACUGUUGUGGAUGAAGAUGAUCAUAUGGAUGACGACUUGGAUGUGACCAGAGCUCAACAAGGGGACGGCAGUGAUCUGUUUGAUGAGGACAUAGAGUCCAGCAGCAGCAGCAAUGGGCACCACAGAAUGCAGGGAGACAACAGUGAUGCUUCCUGUGGGCCAGGUGCAAAGAGUCUGCUAGCAGACGAUCAUCUGGCCCAACAGGACGUGGCUGUCCUUUCAGUCUUGGAGUUUCUGAGUGAGUGCGGCUCCGUGCAGCCCGUCCACGGUCUGCUCUUCAAGCCGCAGGAGGUGCGGCGCAGGCUGCUGCUGCUGGUGAAGCAGAUCGACUUCAGCAAAGCCCUGCACCUCAACAUGUAUCUGGUCCUGUUGAAGAAGCUCCCUGCUGAGGACUCGCUCUCUCCAGAGGAAUUCGACUCGCUGCUUCGUCCUCUGGCGGACGUGUGUAAUCAGUACCGUCAGGACCAAGAGAUCUGUGCUGCUGUUCUGCUGGGUCUGUUACCCUCCAUCAGAAGUCUGGGAAAGACCCACCACCUGCCAGAGGAAAUGAGACACGUUCAGGGAUCUGUGCUACAAGUGGUGUCUGGAUUCUGUUUCCUGAGCCAAACGGGGAAAUGCAGGGCUGCUGUACGGACUGCUUUAGUACGAUGUCUGGUUGCUUUACUGGAGGCUGACCCAUGUUGUAAGUGGGCGGUUUUAAGUAUCAGAGGGCCGGACGCGGAUGAAGAUUGCAAGGUGUCUGCCAUCCUUCCAUCUUACCUCGCAGAUGCCCACCACCAAGUCCGCAUGCUGGUGGCCUUGUCAGUGGAGAGGUUGUUUCUGGAGAUGAGGCCGGAGCAUCCAGAUAAGAGGAAGAUGCUGCCGCUGAAACACCAGCAGGCGGCUUUUGAGACUGUUUAUCUGAAGGCUCAGGAAGGAAUGAGGCUGCCAAGAAGCAGCUCAGCAGAGGACCAGCAGGACGAGUCAUUUAACCGCAAGGCCACCCUGCUCAAGAGUUUGUCCGUUGUGAUGUGUUGUAGCCCCGUCUGUGAGAAACAGUCCCUGUUUGCCCUCUUCCAGUCCUAUAAGGAGAACAACAUAGAGGAACAGCUCAUCAAAAAGAUGCUGUGCAGUGUAUCCAGAGUGCUGGGCUACAGGAGCGUGAAGACAUUUGUCAGUUGUCACCUGUACUACUUGGUAGCUGAGUGGCUCGCGCAGAGACAGUCUGAUGAUCGCUACACUCUUGGAUCUUUCCCCUACACUCUCCUAGACCAUGACACGGUCAAAGACUUCUAUAACUCCUCCUACCAGGUGUUGAUCCCCCACUUGGUCAUCCUGGACGACUUCGAGCAGGUGAAGUCUAUUGGCAGGUGUCUGAUGAAGGACUGGGAGCAGUUAUUGGCCGACUGUUUCCCCAAGAUCAUGGUCAACAUCCUGCCGUACUUCGCCCUGUCUGGCCCGGAUGCGCAGGUCGCGCAGCAGCGAGAGAAGGCCUACAGAGUGUACGACCUUCUCAAAGAUGCCGACUGUCUGGGAAAACAGGAAAUUGACAACCUGAUCCACAGCAACUUGGCAGACAUAGUGGUGGAACUGCUGAUGACUCUGUAUGAGGGGAGUGGAGCCGAAGAGGACAGAGGAGACCUGAAACGCUUCGUAGGGGAACUGGACCCUGCACCAAACCCACCAUACUUCAGCUCUUAUGUCAUUAAGGCGACUCUGGACUACCUCAGCAAGUGCCACAGUGCCAACCACAAGUCUUUGGUCACCAUUCUGUCAAAAACUCCGAUUUCUAUCCAGAGGAUUCUGCUGGCGGUGUGUGAAAGAGAAGCAGAGACGACCAACAGCUAUGAGCGGCAUCGCAUCCUCCUCAUGUAUCACCUGUUUGUCAACCUGCUGCUCAAAGAGGUGAAGGACGGCCUGGGGGGAGCCUGGGCCUUCGUCCUCAGAGACAUCAUCUACACCCUCAUUCACCACAUCAACAGCAGACCGGCUCAAUGCGAUGAGGUCUCCAACAGAAGCCUCUCUCUGUGCUGCGACCUGUUGACCUCUGUGUGUCAGGCGGCUCUCCAGUUCUGUGACGAUGCUCUAGACUGCCACCUGCAGGUCAUCGUUGGGACUCUCACAGCUCAGGUGACCAGCCGGCCUGCCAUCUCACAGCAGGUGCUCAGUCUGCUGCAGUUUCUUGUGAUAGAAAACCAACAGAAGCUAAAAGGAGCCAUCAGCAGGUUGGAGCCUUUUCCCAACCUCCCUGAAUUCAGAGAGCUGCGGUCCGUGCAGCACACGCUCAAAUAUAACACUGGGACAUUCACGCUCAGACAGGAGAUCGCCCACUUCCUGUCGGUGACGUCCUGCGACUCCCUGCCUCUGACCAGACUCGAGGGGCUGAAGGAGCUGACCAGACAGCUGCAUGACAACAAGGGACAGAUCAGAGAGCUGCUCAAAGAGUGCCACGCCGAACCCUCCGACAGUGUGCUGGUGAAGCUGGUCCUCAGUCUGCUGCAGCUCUGUAAGCUGGCAGCCAACCACCCCGGAGGAGCCGACAUUCUGGAGGCAGCAGGCAGCUGUCUCGGGGAGCUGGGUCCUGUGGAUUUCUCCACCAUCGCCCUGCUUCAUGGCAGAGACCCCCUGUACGAAAAGGCCGUGUCUCUCUUCAUCGCCACUGAGUAUCAGUGUGUUUUCAUCGUCCUCAACUGCAUGAACGACGCGCUCACUCACCAGCGUAUUGAGGUGAGGCAGGCAGCCGCCCAGUGUGUGAAGAACGUCCUCGCCACAACGUCUGGAGUCGACUUCUGGGAGCAACACAGAGACAACAGAGACCCCAUGCUGGCCUACCUCAACCCCUUCAGAAAGGCCAAGAAGAUGGUGGCAGCUGUGAGUCCUGAGCAGAGUUCGGGGGCCAGGGAGAAGCUGGAGAGUCAGGUGUUUUGGAUACCCAAGGCAGGCGGCCACAAGGCCUGGCUGAAGGCUCUGUGCACCGCCCUGCUCGACAGCGGAGCCGUCAGGAGUGAAGCUCUGCUGCUUUCUCGACCGCUGUGCCUGGUGUGGGUGGACUGCUGUCAGAGGCUGCUGCCCCUCAUCAUUCACUCCAUCCUUCUGGACGACGCUAACGGCUUGUGGAGGGAGACGCUCUCCUCCCACAUCCAGGAAUUCUUCAGCUUCUGUUGCAGAAGUGCUCAGGCCUCCAGUCGGUCUGCCACACCUCUCAACUCUGACUCUGAGUCAGACACUGCCAGCCAGGGCUUGUAUGAUAAGACUUCCCUGCGCACCAUGCUUGCCGUUGUUGACUAUCUGAGGCACCAACAGCGACCAGUGGAAGCUGACAGCUCCUGUGGCACCGUGUGCCACUCAAACUUCUGGCUGGAGCUGAACUACCUGGAGGUGGCCAAAGCUGCUCAGUCCUGCUCGGCACAUUUCACCGCUCUGCUGUACACUGAGAUCUAUGUCGACAAGACCAAAGCGAACAUGGAGGAGAGUCGCAGGACCAAGUCGAGAGCGACACGCAAGAUUAAUUUCGAGGACAACAGCCAGAUCCUCACCAUCUCCAGCCUGACUGAGAAGAGUAUGGAAGACACCAACAUUAGUCUGCAGGAGCUCCUUAUUGAGGUGUAUCGGAGCAUCGGAGAGCCUGACAGUCUGUACGGCUGCGGUGGAGAGACAAUGACCAGUCCGUUGACAAGGAUUCGAACCUAUGAGCAUGAGGCUAUGUGGGGGAAGGCCCUGACUUCGUACGACCUCCACUCUACUCUGCCUGAGGUCACUCGACAAGUGGGGAUUGUGGAGGGCCUGCAGAACUUUGGCCUGAGCAGCAUCCUCGCCACCUACCUGAGGGGUCUAGAGAGUGAAGGGGUGGAGUGGGGAGCGGAGCUGAGAGAGCUGCGCUUCCAGGCCGCCUGGAGGAACACACAGUGGGACUGUGAGCUGUCGGGGAGGAGUGAGAAAUCCAAAGCUGGCUUCCAUGAGUCAAUGUUUUGUUCCCUGCAAGCGCUGAGAGACAAAGAGUUCUCCAUAUUUGAUGAGACUUUGAAACAGGCCAGGGGUGCAGAGGUGGAAGAGCUGUGCAGGGGCAGCCUGGAGGCCGUGUCCUCUCUGUACCCGGCUCUCAGGAACCUGCACACCAUCAGGGAGCUGGAGAGUGUCAAACAGCUCUUUUCCAGGCCCUUCUUAGACAUGACUCUCAGGGAGGUUUGUAGCCAGUGGAAGCAGCACUCCCAGCUCCUCACCGACAGCGACUUUGCGUUGGUAGAGCCCAUCCUGGCCGCCCGCUCUGUGGCCCAGCACACCCUGAUGUCCAGUGCGGGAGACCCCGACAGCGCCCAGUACGUCAGCUCGGUGCUCACUGACCACCUCAUGGAGCUCUGCCGGCUGGCCCGCAAGGCCGGGAACACACAGCUGGCAGAGCGGGCGGUCUUCCAGAUGAAGCAGCAGGAUGGUGGAGGGUCCUGGGCGUCAUCGCCUGUGUCGUCAUGGCAACUGGAGGAAGCCCAGGUGUUCUGGGCCAAGGGAGAGCAGGGGCUGGCUCUGGGCCUGCUGAGACAGAUGAUCAGCAACCUUGAGGAAAAGGUGGACUUGAACCCUGCAGUGGUCCCGGUGUACACCGAGUGCCUCAGGCUGUGUGGUAACUGGCUGGCUGAGACGUGCCUGGAAAGCCCCGGAGUGAUACUGGAGAACUACCUCGAGAGGGCGGUGGAGGUGAUCGAGGAGGACUCGGGGGUUCAUCGGGACUCCCGGCUGCAGAGUCAGAGGACCGAAGCCUUCCUGUCUCUGGCCCGCUUCUCCGACGCUCAGUACCAGAGCAUCGACAAGUACAUGAACUCGUCUGAGUUUGAGAACAAGCAGGCGCUGCUGCACAAGGCCAAAGAGGAGGUGGACCUGAUAAGGGAGAAUAAAAUAACAGAUAAUCGGUACACAAUAAAGGUGAAGAAAGAGCUGCAGCUGGACGAGACGGCCCAGUCCAAACUGCAGUCGGACAAACAGCGCUUCCUGUGUAAGGCGGUGGAGAACUACAUCCAGUGUCUGGAGCAGGGUGAGGAGCACGACACCUGGGUGUUCCGCCUGGCUUCACUCUGGCUGGAGAAUGCUGACGUGAGGGCAGUUAAUGACAUGAUGAAGAAAGGGGUGAAGAAGAUCCCCUCCCACAAGUUUCUGCCUCUCAUGUAUCAGCUGGCCGCUCGCAUGGGGACCAAGAUGGCAACCGGCAUCAGUGAGGAUACUGGCUUCCAUGAUGUCCUCAAUGAGCUGAUCUGCCGAGCGUCUCUGGAGCACCCUCACCACACGCUCUUCAUCAUCUUCGCCCUGGUGAACGCCAACAAAGACGAGAACUUCAGCAAGAGCCGCUUGUCGAAGACCGCGAGACAGCAGCCCUCGCCAUUAGACCUGGAGCGUUCAGAUGUGGCCAAGAAGAUCAUCAACUCCAUCCAGAAGAAGAGAGCGGAGAUGAUCCGAGGGAUCGAGCGCCUGUGCGAUGCCUACAUCACUCUGGCUUAUAUGGACGCCAGCAGGCACAAGACUGAGAAGAAGGCCAUUCCCAUCCCUGCUGACCAGCCCAUCAUGCAAAUCAAAGACCUGGAUGAGGUUGUCAUCCCCACAAUGGAGAUCAAGGUGGAUCCAUCCGGUUGCUAUGACAACCUGGUGACUGUCAGAUCCUUCAUGCCCCACUAUCGCCUGGUCGGAGGAGUCAACCUGCCCAAGAUCAUCGACUGUGUCGGCUCUGACGGCAAGAGCAGGAGACAGCUGGUCAAGGGUAAGGACGACCUGCGGCAGGAUGCAGUGAUGCAGCAGGUCUUCGGCAUGUGCUCCAUGCUGCUGCAGCGCAACACGGACACCCGCAAGAGGAAGCUCAACAUCAGACGAUACAAGGUGGUGCCGUUCUCGCAGUGUAGCGGCGUGUUGGAGUGGUGUUCAGGCACGGUGCCUAUUGGGGAGUUUCUGGUGGAGCCCAAUAGAGGAGCUCACAAACGCUUCAGACCCCGAGACUGGACCAACCUGGCCUGCCGCAAGAAGAUGAUGGAGGCUCAGUAUGAAGAUAAGCUCCAGGCGUACAGCGAGGUGUGCAAGAACUUCAAGCCCGUCUUCAGGUACUUCUGCAUGGAGCGAUUCCUGGACCCCGCGGUGUGGAUGGAGAAACGGCUGGCUUACACUCGCAGCGUGGCCACCUCCUCUAUAGUCGGCUACAUCGUAGGCCUGGGUGACCGACACAUCCAGAACAUUCUGAUUGAUGAGCAGACUGCCGAGCUGGUGCACAUCGAUUUAGGCGUGGCCUUUGAGCAGGGGAAGAUCCUGCCCACCCCGGAGACCGUCCCCUUCAGACUCUCCAGAGACAUUGUGGACGGAAUGGGCAUCACUGGAGUGGAGGGAGUUUUCAGGAGAUGCUGUGAGAAGACGAUGGAGGUGAUGAGGAGCUCCCAGGAAGCACUGCUGACCAUCGUCGAGGUGCUGCUGUAUGAUCCUCUGUUCGACUGGACCAUGAACCCCCUGAAGGCCUUCUACCUGCAGCACGACGAGCAGCAGGAGCUCAACGCCACGCUCGGCUCCACCAUGGGGGGAGAUGACAUAGACAGCCGCCGCAAAUCCAGUGACAGCCAAAGCUUCAACAAAGUGGCAACGCGGGUGCUGCUGAGGCUGCAGGAGAAGCUGAAGGGGGUGGAGGAGGGGACGGUGCUCAGCGUCGGGGGGCAGGUCAACCUGCUCAUCCAGCAAGCCAUGGACCCAAAGAACCUCAGCAGACUCUUCCCGGGCUGGCAGGCCUGGGUGUAGGCCCGGGAGACGGAGCGCUUCCUGCUUCAGGGAACACGUGCGGCGGUGGUGAAUUUGCACUUUGACAGGAAAGAAAGUCAGUUCGGAAACUUGCAAAAGUUACUUGCAAAACAGUUAAGUGAGGACCAAUUAACUUUUGGUUAACUCUGGUUUAGGAAAUGUUUACUGUGAAGGCCUGAUAUGUUUUAUGU
Messenger RNA from Acanthopagrus latus (yellowfin seabream), 9662 nucleotides. It is a transcript of the gene atm, whose product is annotated as ATM serine/threonine kinase. Gene Ontology annotation, biological process: DNA repair. The coding region runs from base 199 to 9471 and encodes 3090 amino acids. NCBI's taxonomy places the organism in Eukaryota, Metazoa, Chordata, Actinopteri, Spariformes, Sparidae. Gene Ontology annotation, molecular function: protein binding; protein serine/threonine kinase activity. The transcript is spliced from 63 exons. The record is from RefSeq and is a predicted model, not a curated record.